This is a messenger RNA of Peromyscus leucopus (white-footed mouse), 1958 nucleotides long. RefSeq names its product 5'-nucleotidase, cytosolic IIIB (gene Nt5c3b). The transcript has 8 exons. The coding region runs from base 97 to 1269 and encodes 390 amino acids. Gene Ontology annotation, molecular function: 5'-nucleotidase activity; magnesium ion binding. Lineage: Eukaryota; Metazoa; Chordata; Mammalia; Rodentia; Cricetidae. Gene Ontology annotation, cellular component: cytoplasm. The record is from RefSeq and is a predicted model, not a curated record.
CCCAGAGCGGCGCUGCUAGAGCGAAGACGACGCCUGCGCAGUGAGGCUGCGGGGGCGGGCGCCGUCUUCGGAGCCGCCCACCAGGCCGUCGGCGCGAUGGCGGAGGAGGUGAAAAGUCUGAUGAAGGCCACGGUCCUGAUGCGGCAGCCCGGGCGGGUGCAGGAAAUCGUGGGCGCCCUUCGCAGGGGCGGAGGAGACCGCCUGCAGGUGAUUUCUGAUUUUGACAUGACCUUGAGCAGAUUUGCUUACAAUGGACAGCGAUGCCCCUCUUCCCACAAUAUUCUGGAUAACAGCAAAAUCAUCAGUGAGGAUUGUCGCAAAGAGCUCGCGGCGCUCUUUCACCACUAUUAUCCCAUUGAGAUCGACCCACACCGGACCAUCAAAGAGAAGUUGCCUCAUAUGGUACAGUGGUGGUCCAAAGCCCACAACCUCCUGUGCCAGCAGAGGAUACAGAAGUCCCAGAUAGCGCAGGUGGUUGGAGAGUCCACCGCGAUGCUCAGGGAGGGAUAUAAGACGUUCUUCGACACACUCUACCAUAACAACAUUCCUCUUUUCAUCUUUUCGGCGGGCAUUGGCGAUAUCCUGGAGGAAAUUAUCCGGCAGAUGAAAGUGUUCCACCCCAACAUCCACAUUGUGUCUAACUACAUGGAUUUCAAUGAGGAUGGUGUCCUGCAAGGCUUCAAGGGCCAGCUCAUCCACACCUUCAACAAGAACAGCUCCGUGUGUGAGAACUCCGGUUACUUCCAGAAGCUUCAGGACAAAACCAACAUCCUCCUGCUUGGAGACUCCAUGGGGGACCUCACCAUGGCUGAUGGAGUCCCUGGGGUGCAGAACAUUCUCAAGAUUGGCUUCCUAAAUGACAAGGUGAGCAGUGGCUGGGCCUCCCCUCUGACUUCGGGAUUCCUGCCCGCACUUUUGAAUUCCUUUCCUGUGCUAGAAACUGUGGGAGGUAUUAGGGCUGCAGAGGAGGGGCAGAGUUGUGUUCUUGGUCUCUCCCCCCCUCUCCUCUCUCUUUCCCUUCCUCCCUCCUCUCUCUGCCCCCCCUCGGUGUGUAUGGGGAGCGGAGUAAAGGGGGAAUUCGUGUAUCCCAAGCUAGUCUCAAACUGUGUAGCUAAGGCAGACCUUGAACUUCUGACCAGCUUGCUUCAACCUCCUAAAUGCUGGGAUUACAUGAAUAUGCCAUCAUACCAUGAUUUAUGCUCUCUCUUUUGGUGUGUGUGUGUGUGUGCGCGUGUGUGUUUGCUGGGAAAGGAACGUAGACCCCGAUAGAUGCCAGGUAAGUACUCUAUCACUGAGUUACAUCCCAAAGCCUCGGCACGUUCCACUAUGACUUGACCCAAGACUUGAUAGGUCACUCCGCCCACACACGCAUGGCUGUGCACUCUGCGCGUGUCAGUCCCCAUUCUGGUCACACAGACACCGCUAACCCACUAAACUCUCACUUUGUGGGGUGACUCCUUAGUUUGUCUUGGAGGUGGGUUCUUGUUGCUGUUGUUGUUUUGGUUUUUUUGGAUUUUGUUUUUUCCGAGACAGGGUUUCUCUGGCUUGACUGAGAUGAGAGAUGCCAGGGUUGAGAGCAUGAUUUUAUAAAAGGAAGCAAAAACAUCAGAGCCUGGCAGGGAUGGACAGAGCCCAAGCCAGAAGGGCUCAGAGAAGGUGUCCAUAAGGGUGGACCCAGCCAGCAGAGGCCGGAGCCCAGUGGACGCCAGAGCCAUGUGAAGAUGACGUGUGACAGCUGGGCGUUUGUCUGUAGUUGUUGUUACUGUCUGCUGGACACUGGCCGAGGGUCCGUGGUGGGAGCUCGUGCCCCUCAUUGCCUGCCUGUGUCCUCAUAACCUUGACCUCCCCAGGCUUUCACAGGAGAGCUGGGGGAUGGUGUUUGCAUGCCUCUACCCCAGACCCCAAGAGGCCUGAGAGUAAAAAGAGGGCCAUUUGGGGGACUCCGCUCUGCUUCCCCU